Molecule: messenger RNA, 1993 nt
Organism: Labeo rohita (rohu)
Lineage: Eukaryota; Metazoa; Chordata; Actinopteri; Cypriniformes; Cyprinidae
Gene: pus3
Product: pseudouridylate synthase 3
Exons: 7
Coding region: 127-1545 (472 amino acids)
Biological process (GO): mRNA pseudouridine synthesis; tRNA pseudouridine synthesis
Cellular component (GO): cytoplasm; nucleus
Molecular function (GO): RNA binding; pseudouridine synthase activity
Source: RefSeq, a predicted model, not a curated record
UUUUAUUUUGACGGGUGGCAUUACGGAAGCCAAGGCACCGUGCUCCGUUUAAAAGUUGCUGUUGAGAAUUUAUAAUUUCCCUUUUUUAAUGACGCUUCUGGAGGGAGAUCUGUGUUUGUUAUAACCAUGUCAGAGGAAGUUCUGCUGGCUCGUGUGAAGGCUUUGGAAGAGGAGGUUGAGAGACUGAAAGCUCAGCUGAAAGUAGAGAGAGACGGAGCUGGGACAGAAGAGAAGACUCAUCAAACAUCAGCCGGUCUCCAAACAGAGAGCCCAAAACAUCAGGAAGCUGAGGAGAACAGAUCCAAACAGAAGAAACGAGCAGAGAGGCCCUUUGACUUCUCUGUCCAUCCUCGCAGACAUGUGGCACUGCGGCUGGCGUAUCUCGGCUGGCAAUACCAAGGCUUCGCUGUCCAGGAAAACACAGACAACACAGUCGAAGCUCGGCUUUUCGAGGCGCUGCUGAAGACUAAACUGAUCCAGGACAGACAGACGUCUAACUAUCACCGCUGCGGCCGCACAGAUAAAGGAGUCAGUGCUUUCUCUCAGGUCAUAUCCAUUGAUCUGCGUUCAACGCAGUUUGGAGGAGGUUUAGGUGUGACUGUCCCAGCCGACGUUGAGGUCAAAGCCAAGGCGUCUGCAGAAGAAUUACCCUACGUGAAGAUAUUAAAUCGAGUCCUGCCACAGGACAUUAGGAUCCUGCAAUGGACUCCUGUAGAAACCGGCUUCAGCGCGCGUUUCGACUGCCAGUCCAGAACAUACAGAUACUACUUCCCUCGAGGAGAUUUAGAUGUGGAUCUCAUGGCAGAGGCUGCGAAACGGUAUGAGGGAACGCAUGACUUCAGGAAUAUCUGUAAGAUGGAUGUAGGUAACGGAGUCUUGCAGUUUCAAAGGACCAUCUUGUCUGCAACCGUCCAGCCGGCCCAACUCAACUCCACCUGCACUAAUGACCCACACCAACUCUAUGUCUUCCAGGUCAAAGGUCUUGCUUUCCUCUAUCACCAGGUUCGCUGCAUGAUGGCUUUGCUGCUGCUUAUUGGACAAAAGCUCGAAGCUCCAGAAAUCAUUGACCAGCUGCUGGAUGUGGAGAAAAACCCAAGGAAACCUCAAUACAGUAUGGCGGUGGAUUACCCUUUGGUGCUGUAUGACUGUCACUUCGAGGGUGUGGAUUGGAUAAAUGAAACGGAGGAGGAAAACCAUGUCCUGAAUUCUCUGCACCAACACUGGGUUCAGAACGCAGUUAAAACCCAAGUUCUUCUUGGCAUGAUCCAAGGCCUUCAGAAAACAAACACAGAGAUGACAUCUCUACAGUGUUGGCUCAUGGAGGGCUCUCGGCAGAAGAAGUACCAGCCUCUUCUAGACCGGCCGCGCUGUGAGAGUUUGGAGUCCAGGAUCCAGCACUUCGUGAAGAGAGGAAGACUGGAGCAGGAAGAAGGAGAGAAUGGAGAGGAGACGACCGUUUUUAGAGGGAAAAGAUCAAAACAUUCCCAUCUGACAACAACAAGCCAAAUGCAGGAGCAAAACCAUGGAGCAAAAACCGAGGAUUGACCUAUUAAUGUACUGUUAUGAACUUUUAUGUUUUCUGCUUUGCUUUUAAAUAAUUUGAAGGCAGAACAAAGGUUUUUUUUUUUUUACUUUGUUCUCUUAGCAGCACAAUUACCUAAUUUGCUGUUGUGCUGAAGAAAGACUUUUAUUAAAAGAUUGCUCCAUGUAUUCUGAUCAUGUGUGAUUUUGAAAUUGUCAUUACCAAUUUUGAAACUACACAAAACACACAAAAAAUUGUAUCCUCUAUUAUUUAUUGGAAAACAAAGAGCAAUGGCGCUACAUGCGUGAAUACAGUUUUAAUAUGUUGAUGUUGUUUUGCCAUAACCUUACGGGUAGAGCAAUAUUUACUGAAUAAUGUUAGUUUUUAAUGGUUAGAUUUCUGAACAAGCCAACAUGAGACCCCUUAGGUUUUAAAAUUAAUAGAGAUGUUAAAUGUACAUUAAAUCAAAUA